AUGCUGUCCAACUUUCCGCUCCCGGCAUCUAGUCGCUCUUUCUCUGCUAUGAACUCGUCUUCCCCCAAUGCUGCUGCCUCAGAUCCUUUCGCCACUCUCCCCAAAAUACCUGCGCUAGAUAACACCUUCGGUGCGCUGCUCAUCGGGUGCUUCGUCGGUUUCAUACAGUAUGGCUGGACCGCAAAUCAGUGCUAUACCUACUUCCGCAUGUACCCUGGAGAUAGGUUGAUCCUAAAAGGUCUAGUGGCUACAGUGCUCGUCCUGGAGACGUUCCACACCGUAUUAUGCAUGCACAUAAUUUACUAUUACCUCACGACAAACUACUUCAAUCCCAUCGCAUUACAGGAAGGCGUCUGGUCAAACAAGCUUCUUGGAGUUAUUACGGGCGCGGUCAUAUUAGCUUCGCAGAGCUUUUUCUUGCGGCGUGUGUGGAAGAUUGGACGUCAGUUUAGGCCCUUGGUGGCCGUGGCGGCGAUUCUCCUCUUAGGAGAGUUCGGCUUCGCGACCGCUGUUACAGUUGAUACAUUUAUCCAUCCAACGCUGCACAACUCAAGUCAGGCGUGGAUGAACUCUGCGGGCGUCGGCAUGGCAGUUCUCGCGGACACGCUCCUCACCGCUGCGCUGAUCUUCAGCUUGCAUAGUAGCCGAACGGGUGUCAGACGGACGGACUCCAUCAUAGACCUGCUGAUCAUGUAUGCCAUCAACACCGGACUUGUCACAGGCAUCAUGAAUCUGCUUUCGCUCAUUUUUGCACUCGCAAUGCCGAAUAACCUCAUCUAUGCGGGCAUUGUCAUCGUCGCCACGAAAUUAUACGCCAAUUCCAUGAUGGCUGUGCUGAAUUCGCGUCGCGCACUGGCAGCACAAGGAACCGUCGUCCACACAGCCUCCUACGACAUAUCCGCCAUGCAACGCCAAUGGCGCGCUGCCGGGUCGCGAUUAGAGCGCUGGACAGGUCCUACCUUCAGUCAUACCCCUUCCUCUCCGACCGCCAUCGACAUCAAGGUGACACAGGAGACGUUGCGGUCGGACCCUAUGGGGAGCCUGGAUGGGUUCGACGCAGAGCAUAAAGUGAAUGCAGGAGAGGCUGUCUGAGAUCCGAGUUGAGACGAGAAGGAUGCCCACGCUCGUUUGUAUCACUGUAAACCAUAAGUUGUAGAAUCAGUUGUACGAGCUCCUCGAAACU
Molecule: messenger RNA, 1183 nt
Organism: Trametes versicolor FP-101664 SS1
Lineage: Eukaryota; Fungi; Basidiomycota; Agaricomycetes; Polyporales; Polyporaceae
Exons: 22
Coding region: 1-1092 (363 amino acids)
Source: RefSeq, a predicted model, not a curated record